Molecule: messenger RNA, 4297 nt
Organism: Lampris incognitus (smalleye Pacific opah)
Lineage: Eukaryota; Metazoa; Chordata; Actinopteri; Lampriformes; Lampridae
Gene: rarga
Product: retinoic acid receptor gamma a
Exons: 9
Coding region: 338-1867 (509 amino acids)
Biological process (GO): regulation of transcription by RNA polymerase II; retinoic acid receptor signaling pathway; cellular response to corticotropin-releasing hormone stimulus
Cellular component (GO): nucleus; transcription regulator complex
Molecular function (GO): RNA polymerase II cis-regulatory region sequence-specific DNA binding; nuclear glucocorticoid receptor binding; zinc ion binding
Source: RefSeq, a predicted model, not a curated record
CUUUGCUGUCAGAGGGACUCUGAUGAGCGUACACAAAUCUUUUCUCCUUUUCCUCUUCUUGGUCUGCUCAUCAGUCCGCUCCGCCAAGUACUUCAUCUAUUCCUCUGUCACAUCAACAACAGAGCCGGUGAAUUGGAUGAUUGUUUUGAAGCGGAGUCCAUCCUUCCAUUGGCUAACCAGAGGCCCCAUCAUUCUUCAUCCAUUCCCCACAUCCUGAGAGGCUUCAGAGGGAAUAGGAUUCCAGGUUUACUGGGGAUUUCCAGGUGUUGUGAGAGCAACCCCCACCCCCCACCCCUUACCCAGCAGCUCAUUGCGGACCUCUGGGUGCCGUAUCGCCAUGGCUACCAACAGGGAACGGCAGGUGGGUCACAUGACCGGCUUCCCACCUGCCGUCUACCCAUUCGCCUUCAACUCCAUGAGAAGCCACUCCCCCUUUGACUUGCUGGCCAAUAGCAGCUUGUUUGGGAGAUUCGGCGCUGACCUGCCCAAAGAGAUGGCUGCUCUCUCGGUGGAAACCCAGAGCACCAGCUCAGAGGAAAUGGUGCCCAGUUCUCCCUCCCCACCUCCCCCACCUCGCAUCUACAAGCCCUGUUUUGUGUGCCAGGACAAGUCCUCAGGGUACCACUAUGGGGUGAGCUCCUGCGAGGGCUGCAAGGGUUUCUUCCGCCGCAGUAUCCAGAAGAACAUGGUGUACACCUGCCACCGUGACAAGAACUGCCAGAUCAACAAGGUCACACGCAACCGCUGCCAGUAUUGUAGGCUGCAGAAGUGCUUUGAGGUCGGCAUGUCCAAGGAAGCGGUGCGUAAUGACAGAAACAAGAAGAAGAAGGAUGUAAAAGAGGAGGUGGUGCUUCCGGAGAGCUAUGAGUUAAGUGGAGAGCUGGAGGAGCUGGUCAACAAAGUCAGCAAAGCUCACCAGGAGACCUUCCCUUCCCUUUGCCAACUGGGAAAAUACACCACCAACUCUAGCUCAGACCACCGUGUUCAACUGGACCUGGGUCUUUGGGACAAGUUUAGCGAGCUCUCCACCAAAUGUAUCAUCAAGAUUGUGGAAUUUGCCAAGCGGCUGCCGGGCUUCACCACCCUCACUAUCGCAGACCAGAUCACUCUACUUAAAUCAGCUUGUCUGGAUAUACUGAUGCUGAGGAUCUGCACACGCUACACACCAGAGCAGGACACUAUGACAUUCUCAGACGGCCUCACACUGAACCGAACCCAGAUGCACAAUGCCGGCUUCGGGCCACUCACAGACCUGGUGUUUGCUUUUGCUGGCCAGCUACUCCCCCUAGAGAUGGAUGACACCGAGACUGGCCUCCUUAGCGCCAUCUGCCUCAUUUGUGGAGAUCGUAUGGACCUGGAGGAGCCCCAGAAGGUGGACAAGUUGCAAGAACCUCUGUUGGAGGCCUUGAAGAUCUAUGCCCGUCGCCGGCGUCCCAACAAACCCCACAUGUUCCCACGCAUGCUAAUGAAGAUCACUGACCUCAGGGGCAUCAGCACCAAGGGAGCAGAGAGGGCCAUCACCCUGAAAAUGGAGAUCCCGGGGCCCAUGCCUCCACUGAUCAGGGAGAUGCUGGAGAACCCAGAGGCCUUUGAGGACCAGACAGAGAGCAAUGAGAGCCCGCCUCCGCCCCCACUCCCACCUCCUCCUCCACCAGUCCCGGUCAUGAAACAGGAGGCUGAGGACGAGGACGACAGCUGGGCCACAGAGAACGGCAGUGAGCCCUCACCGGAGGAGGAGGAUGACGAUGAUGACGAUGACGCGGGAGACGACGAGAGAGACAGGGCGUCGGACAGUGAUGGGGAGGCCUGGGGGGUUCUGGAUGCCAUUGAUGGGGCAAGGAAAGGCCACAUGGGGAGGGCGCAGUGAGAACAUCUCAUACAAUCACUGCACGCACAUACGUACACAUGGACACACACACACACACACACACACACACACACACACACACACACACACACACACACACACACACACACACACACACACACACACACGUGCCAUACAACCCCUAUCCACCUCUCCCAACCCUUAAGAAAUGCUGGCCCUCCCUAACCCUAAGUCUCUUCUCUCUCCUUACCGCACAGCAGUGUGCCCUCCAGAAUGGAGCACAGCAGAGCCUUAUCUGUACAGACACUUCUAACACAGGCCACAUGGUCCAUGACAAGUGACAUGCAGAGACACAACAGAGAAGCAGAGAUGACACUCAACCAUAUGAACUUCUGGAAGCUGUGCGAUUAAAAAAAAAAAGAAGAAGAAGGAAAAAAAACAACUUAAUCUCUUUGAGAAAGCUAAAUGUCUUUUUUUAUCAUCUUUGUUUGUAUCUAAAUAGAGGAAUGGCCAAACCAGACACCAGAAACAAACAGUUGAUUCCAGUGGAUUACAAAAAAAAAAGAGAGCACACUUUCACAAGAAAAAAGAAUACAGGGCAAAACCAAACAGAGUAUGCUAUUUGUUUUUUAGUUGCUGUUAUUGCUUUUGGAUAUUGUUUUCAGUUGUUUUCUUUUCUUGAGUUUUUUUUUCAAUUUAUGAAUAAGUCCAUACAUAUCUAUAUACCAUUAUAUUUUUUGUCUUUUAUUUGUUAAUCUGGUUUUAUAUAUGAAUUCUUUAGAUGACGUCUUUGUUUCAACAGCUUUCCUGAGAAGAUAUUCGGAGGGAAAGUCGGGUAAUCAGAAUUGGCUUGGUCUCCUUAACCAGCUACAUAUGUUUAGCUGGGGCUUUUUGGGCACUUUGGCUCACUGUAGAUGUCAAAGAUCAAUCAAUCAAUAAGACAGAGGUGUUACAGUGACUCAAACCAGUUUUUUUUUUUUUUUUUUAUCAGGGAACUGGCAUUCUGUUUUGCACUCGUUGCAACAUACAUAUACUGUCAGUGUGGAGCGUAUCAUCGUGCCAAAGUUAGCAAAAGUAAUCUUUGGAACACAAAUCAACUACUGGCAGGGAUCUCGCUCAUGAUCCAGUGAUCCUCACAGCGGAGGGCUCUCACAUGCAAACAAGCACACAUACACAUAUAUGCACUAAUACAUGUACACACACACACACUACACAAACACAUACACACAAGCAAGCACAUAAUUAUUACGCACACACACACACAUAAAUAUGCAUUUCACUCUACUCUCAGCUGUAACAGAUGUGCCAAACUGGUAUUGAGUGCCUAGACAGAGAUUUUAAACUUGGCCAUACAUGUUGCACUUUUGAGAUCUUAUGUUCAAGCGAGGAAGAUCUUCCCCUCUGAGAGUAGAUUUACUAUCAGCCAAUCAAGCAUAUCAGCAUUAACAUGUGAACCCGCAACAACCUAAACAUACUGAAUUCAAUCAAACUUAAGAGCACUCCCUGAUGAUGUCAACAGCCACAACAACACAUGACCACGCAUUACCGACACAGACAUCCACAGCCUCAUACAGUACCUAUAUAUGCAUAAAAAAAGAGAUCAAAAACAUAUGCAAGUCGAAAGCAGGAAUCUUUGUGGAAGACACCAUGGAAUCAGACUCAGGGCUUUUCAGUAAGGACCAAACCCUAGCUGCCUGAGGGCAUGCUAGAAACAGGCAAUAUUUAUGUGUGUACUCUUGACUCAGCUUGAUCAGCUCCACCCCUCUCUUUGUGUACAUAGAUGAUGACAAGUCUGAGCAACAGCCUGGAUGCCAGUUUGCCUCUGCUGGGGCAAGAAUCAUCGCUGCCCUGCCUUCACUUCUGCUGGCAUCCAUGCGGCAAACUGCCUUCAUCCCAAAAGCCAUUUUAUCAUCUUAUUUUCUCAUGUCUAUUGUGUGUGUGUGUGUGUAUACACACGUGUAUGUAUGUAUGCCUGCGUGUGUGUGUGUGUGUGGGGGGGUAUGUGUUCUCAUGUAUCAUUUCUCUGUUAUUGCCAAAAUGUCUCAAUAGGUGGUCGGCUUGCAAAGUGCAGCUGACGUGCGGGGAGAUUUUCUGUCUCCCGUUGAAGCAAUAUGAACUCAUUUCCACCUACAGCGGUGAGAGGUCCCGACUUCUGAAUAUGAAUAUGGGCCGGCCUUCUCAUUUACAGUGUAAAAGCGAAUGUGUUAGUGCGUGUGCACAUGUGCGCUUGUGUGCUUUAAUUCGUCUUCCUUCUUUGAGUGAAUGUCCGCAGUACGGUGCUGUCACAAAAGAUCUGUGUGAUGACUACAUCACUAUCUCUCUCUUUCUGUCUUGACAUUCAUUUUGACACUUUUACUUUUAACAUGGCCAAGGUGUUGUCGACCCUGUGUUCAUGUCAACUCUUGUCAUACAAAGAAAAAAAAGCCAUAUAAACAGUAAGAGGCACAAUAAAUUACUUUUGUGAGAUUA